AUGCACAACCAACACGUACUCGACCGCGCGUACGGCUUCAUUCCCAACCAUGUCCUCAAGCGCGCCUGCACCUCCCGCCUCGUCUACGCGCUGCAGCCGUCGCCCAGCGUAAACUUCAACCAGCAUCUGCCUACUCCCGAUGCUCCACACGAGCGCAUACCAGCCCACGCAUCUGGCGUAAGUGCGCUGACAGUUGAUAAGUUCGAGGGGAGGUAUCUGCUGUCUGCAGGCGCCGACAGUUCGAUCGCACUGUGGGAUCUUGAGGCGCAGCCGGGCACAACCGAGGUAGGCGAGACGUACACACCUCUGACUGCCGCAAGCAAGACGAGUGAAGAACACAAACUCGGCAUUACACAGAUACACUUCUACCCGUUCGACUCGCUGGCGUUCCUCACGUCGUCUUACGACCACACUGUCAAGCUUUACUCGAGCGAAACGCUCGCCACAUCUGCAUCCUUUGACUUGGACUCUGUCGUAUACAACAUCUCGCUGUCACCCGUGGCCUCGCAUCUACUUGUUGCCUGCGCCACACAGAAUCCCAACGUGCGUCUUGUAGAUUUGCGGUCUGGGGCGACGACGCAUAGUCUGGCGGGUCACUCUGGGGCAGUGUUAUCUACGGCAUGGAGUCCAGUUCGCGAACACAUUGUCGCCAGUGGGGCCACCGACGGCACUGUCCGGUUCUGGGAUGUGCGUCGCAGUGUGGGCGAACUGGCCAUGUUGGAUCUCGAAGACUCGGUUGGCCGACGUGGCAGCCAGUCCAUGUCCCUGUCUCGCAACGCAACAAUGAAGCAAGCACACCGGGGACCUGUCAAUGGGCUGAUAUGGACAGAAGAUGGGAGGCAUCUUGUGACAUGUGGCCAUGACGCGCGCAUCCGCGUCUGGGACACGGACACUGGGGCCAACACACUGGCAAACUUUGGCCCCAUGGUUAAAAACACAGGUCUGUCGCCACGGCUGCCUGUAUUUGCCCCAGUUGAGAGCGUACAGCCAGGUGGUGAAGUCAUCUUCUAUCCCAACGGCUGUGAAGUGCUGGUGUACGAGCUGUGGGAGGGCAAGCUGAUACGCCGCCUACGCCGCUCGCAACAGCGCUCACAUGGAGAGUUAACAGCCGGCAAUCGGCAACAGCCGGCCAAGGAUAGAAUCACGAGUUUGGCUUGGCGGGCGCACGAGGUUGAAAUGUACUCUGGGCAUGGGGACGGUAGCAUUAGUGCGUGGAAGCCGCGAACCGAGCAAGAUGCCGAGGCGGACGACGAAGAAGCGGCGGAACAAGAGGAGCGCGAGGUAGACAAGAAGAGGAAGAGGAGCGUGCUAGAUGAGAUCUACCAGGGCUUGACCAAGAAGCCAAUCACAUUUGGUAACAUGGGGCUGUAG
Bipolaris zeicola 26-R-13 is the source of this 1371-nucleotide messenger RNA. RefSeq lists its product as uncharacterized. The transcript has a single exon. Bases 1 to 1371 code for a protein of 456 amino acids. The record is from RefSeq and is a predicted model, not a curated record. Gene Ontology annotation, cellular component: nucleotide-excision repair complex; Cul4A-RING E3 ubiquitin ligase complex. Gene Ontology annotation, molecular function: protein binding. Lineage: Eukaryota; Fungi; Ascomycota; Dothideomycetes; Pleosporales; Pleosporaceae. Gene Ontology annotation, biological process: proteasome-mediated ubiquitin-dependent protein catabolic process; transcription-coupled nucleotide-excision repair; protein polyubiquitination.